AUGACUGCCCUGUGGCACAGAAUGUACUGGAUCAUCACGGAUGGCACCCAUCAGCUGACGAUCAAAUGUCGGCAGGUGGUGGCCCUGCAGCUGACAGAUAUCACCGUGCCGGAUAUAGUCGACUAUCGAGCCACCGUGACGUUGUCCUGCUCGUACGAUCUGGGUCCCCAUCAGCUGAAUUCCGUCAAGUGGUACAAAGGAAAUCAGGAAUUUUUCAGAUACGCUCCGAUGCUUAGCCCUAAAAUGAAAACCUUUCCGGUGGAAGGUAUCGUCCUGGCGAAUGAGAACCUUUGCAACCAGCACCUGUGCCAGAUUCGGUUGACCAAUUUGGAGCGGCGCUCCGGUGGCGAGUAUCGGUGUGAAAUUUCCGGCGACGCACCGAAAUUCGCUCUCGCCAACGGGAGCCGGAACAUGACGGUCGAAGUGCUGCCCCAGCAUGACCCCAUCAUCAGCGGACUGGCCGCCACGUACUAUCCGGGUGAGGCCAUCGAGGCCAACUGCACCUCGGACAUGUCCAGCUUAGCCACGCGAUUGUACUUUUUCGUCAACGAAAAAGCGGUUCCCAUCGAGUACCUUCAACCGCUGCAGGAGACUACGCUGGAGAGCGAUAGUUUCGUGAUGAGAUACCGCAUCCUGGAAAUGCACCUUCCGGUGGAUCGGUUAUUCCCCAAGGGGGUGGACCGCACCAUCCUGCACAUCAAAUGCAUUGCAGCGAUUGAUGCAGUUCGGACGGCCGGACGUGAAACAACCGCACUGGUUGCUGUGCAAAGCCAUCGCUGGUCCUGGAUUAUCGGUGGAAUGCACAGCGGGACCGGCAGCCCAACACGGUAUUGGCCGUACCAACGCGUAGUACAAUGCCUUCAAGCAAUGGGGAUGAAAUCUCGGGAAAUUUUUGUGAUGAACCCAAGUUGUUGCGAAGCUCUAGAGAUGACAGCAAACUCCAAGAUCGCUGAUCUGAUCGACGCGUCCGGGAAUAGCUCCGUUUAUCCGCUUAUUUCUAUUACACCAAUCAGCGAAGGUGUCCAACUGCGCUUGCAAUCGGUAGCAAUCAGCCAUAGUUUUCACAAAGAGGUAGAUCUUUAG
Molecule: messenger RNA, 1083 nt
Organism: Sabethes cyaneus
Lineage: Eukaryota; Metazoa; Arthropoda; Insecta; Diptera; Culicidae
Exons: 7
Coding region: 1-1083 (360 amino acids)
Source: RefSeq, a predicted model, not a curated record